Messenger RNA from Parnassius apollo (apollo), 546 nucleotides. The record is from the annotation of a GenBank genome assembly. Lineage: Eukaryota; Metazoa; Arthropoda; Insecta; Lepidoptera; Papilionidae.
AUGAGCGUUCAGAGGUCACCAACUGGAGGGUCGCAACCAGAUAUAUCUAAAAUGAGCGAUUUAGUGUCGGAUUCAUCAAUUACAUUUCGGAAACGAAAAUUGCCUUUUGGUGUCGAAUGUGCAUGCUCUGAAGAAUUAGGGGGAAUGAGAUCUGAACUAAGUCGUAUCAGUUCUCUAUUAGAAAAAUACAUCGUGUCUAAUGAGCUGAUUUUAAAAACCAUGCAAGAAAAUAUUACUGAUAUAAAAAACCAAAUUGCUGAUAUUAAAUUGACGAACGAGCGAUCUCAUAGCGCAAUGCAAGUAAAAAUGGAAUCACUUGAAUCAGACUUAAACAAACUCAAAAUUUCCUCAAAAUCUGCACCAAUAACGCUGGAAAACGAGUUGAUACUCGGCGAACAAAUUAUACAGGAGAUUCAGCAACGCAAAAAUAGAGAAAAAAAUAUCGUGCUUGUCGGCUUACCUGAACAAAUUGCGUCUACUCCUGAAGACAGAUUGUCAAAAGACGAAGCUGAGGUAUUCAAAACUAUAUCCUCGGGCCAUAUUUAG